CUAUAAUUUUAUGCAAAAAGCUAGCAUUUUUAAUAGGAAUUUCAAGUUGCUCUUCAAUAAAAACAAGUACUAAAAUUUGACUGGUAAAUUGAAAAUGCAUUUUUGUAGCUUAAUAAGGGCAUAAUCAAAGUCAUUUAGGAUGGGUAUCUCCAGUAGAUUACAGAUUUGGAAGAAUCAUGUUGUAUCUCACUUGUGGUAUAGGAUUCUAUUGUGCCUAUUAAGACCCAGGAGUCUUACAUGAAACAGUAUAAUUCAAUUUUAAUUUUAGUUUGGCCAUUUCAAAUAACCACCCAGAUAUGUAUUGGUAUGAUUUCUUGAAUUAAUAAACAUAGGGAUUUGGAAAAGGACUUGAAGCAGAUGAGAAGAAUUUGAAUCAAUAAAUAUUGGAUAGACAUCAUGCAGAAGAACAAUUAGAGCAUUUCAAACACAACCUUACCCAAUAUGAUGGCAAAUGAUAUAAUAAAUAAAUACAAAAAAAUUCAUGAAAU
This is a messenger RNA of Paramecium sonneborni, 488 nucleotides long. The record is from the annotation of a GenBank genome assembly. NCBI's taxonomy places the organism in Eukaryota, Ciliophora, Oligohymenophorea, Peniculida, Parameciidae.